UCUGGCAGUAAGUGAGUGGAGUUUUCUUUCGGUUUGUGUGGGUUUUAUUUCUGCAGUGGCUCUGCAACAUUAAGUCUAAAAAUAUGGCGGAUGUGGCUGUGGAAGGAGUCCUAUUGGAAAGUUGGAGUUGCCCAAUUCAUCUUUAAAGUAUCUGUUUUAUUUUGAAACCAAAGCUGUAGCAAGGAAGUGGGAAGGAAAGUUUUAGGAGAUGCCUUUCUACAAGAGGAUAGUGGAGCCCAGGCUGGUGUCUAGGUUAAGAAAUGAAGACUUUGGAAGAGUUUGGGAAGACGGUGAGGAUGAAGAGGGGGUCGAGGAGGAUGGACAUGGGCUGCAGAGGAGGAAGAGGAGGAGGAGGAGGAGGAAGAAGAAGCUGGAGCAGGAGCCCCCGCAGCCAAGCGCCUUCCUCUUCGAGAGCCUGCAGGACGUGUCCGGUCACACACUGAUCUCUCUGCUUCGGCAGCUCGCCGACCUCAGCCGCCUCGCAAGCGGCAUCUUCCAAGAGCUGGAGGUGGAGGCGAACUCGCUGUGCGUCCGCUGUAGCCACCUCCACAGCCGGCUGCACAGCGUGCACCACCGCACCCUGCGGCUCGACGCCAAAAAAGUCGCCGUCCCCGUCUCGAACCUGGAUGAAGAGAGUAAAUGGACAGUCCACUAUAAAGCGUCGUGGCACCAGCAAGAGAACGUGUUCCUCCCAUCAAGCCGCUCGCCAUGUGUAGAGGAUUUGCACCGGCAAGCCAAGGUUAACCUGAAAACCGUGCUGCGAGACUGCGAUAAACUAAGGAAGGAUGGUUUUCGCAGUUCCCAGUACUACUCUCAGGGCCCAAUAUUUGCCUCGUCAUCAUCCCAUCUCUCUGCAAGUUGCUUGGAUGAGGAGGAAGAUCAGGAGCAAAUGCAACAUAACUUCUUAAGUUGCCUUAGUCUCUGCUGCCAUUUGACUUCAUGGAAUAACCAGUCCACAGUUUCAUCCGCUGAUGAGGAAAAGCUGUACUAUUCUAGGAGAUCUAAAACCCCAGUGUCCAGUGACCUCUCCGAGAUUGAUGUCCAGACCAACUGGACCAAGGCCCUUCCACUGCCCACUCCAGAAGAGAGGAUGCGCCAACAAGCCCAGGCGGUACAAAGUGACGUCAUCCCAAUAAAUGUAACAGGCGAGAGCUUCGAUCGCCAGGCGGGCACCAGGCGGUCUCUUGUCCGCUCAGACACCGCGCUGAGGCGGCCAACGAGAAUCAAACGGAGAAAGACAAUCACCGGGUUGCCUGACACCAUCCAGAAGGAACUAGGCUCUGGGCAGGCGCAGGUCAGAGGUCACUCCGUUAUCCUGCCUGGUCAGUAUUCCACCAUGAGUCGCCUAGAAAGCAGCAAAGCCACCAGGGCGCGGUCAGUGACCAAGGACUCCUCCUGCCAAACGGAAGAGGUCAAGGUGGUGCCACCGUCAGUCCGGAGGAUUCGGGCGCAGAAAGGGCAGGGCAUCGCGGCCCAACUCUCCCACUCAUCAGGUAACAUGUCGACCGCCAGCGAUGGGACCGACGCUCUGCGUGCCAGCGGGGAGCUGCGUUUCCACAGCCUGCCCCGACCUGGAGCCAGGGUCUCGCUGCACGAGCUAAACGAUGCCCGCCUCACCCUGCGCAAGUCGGAAGAGUCGUUCGGCACGCUGCCCGGCCGGGCGGGCAAGCUGCGAGUGGACGGCUCGGCAACCCAGCUGCAGACGGGCACGCUGUCCAGGCCCAAGUCCCAGGAGAUGCCAGGCCCUCAGGCCGCCGGGGAAGAGCCCACGGCGAUGGCGCGCGCCGUCUCACCCAGCGCCGUGCGCCCGACCCAGAUCACCGCCCACACCACGCUGAGCUCGAAGGCCGAGGUGGUGACCAUCCGCACCUCGCAAGCCCGGGUCGGCUGCUCCGCUGGCCCCACGCCCCCCACCCCCACGUCCCCGAGCAGCGCCGGCGGCCUGCGGGAGGAGAACCGCUCCUCCAGCGGCAACUGGAGCGGCAGCAGCGGCGGCGGCGGCAACGGCUGCAGCUCGGGCCGGCACUCCCCCACCUCCGACACCGUCCUGCCCCCUUCCCGCUGCGACUCGGCUGUCUCCCUGGCGCUGGGCCUGCGGCUGGAGGUGACCAGCGACGCCCGGGGGGGCCGGCUGGGGAGCGGGAGCGGCCCCUCGACGGAGCCUUCCGCCUGCCAGAUGCCGCUGACCCCCAGCCCCUCCUCGCCGGAGGCGCUGGCCGCGAACCCAGGCUCUCGGACCCCCGCCCAUCACCCCUACAAGAAUUCGGACCACCCCCUCUCACCUCCUCCCCCUGAGGUGGACUGGAACUCCCUGUACUCGGAGAUGCGACUCGCACCCGCGGAGGUCACGGCCAGGUCGUGGGGUGAGGACAAAGGUCGGCGAGGCCCGGAGAACCAGACCGGCUACAGUGACCGGUCCCUGGGCCGCAGCAUAUCCCUGAAGAAGACCAAGAAGCCCCCUCUUCCCCCCGCCCGCACGGACUCUCUACGCAAGAAGCCCAAAGGGGCCCGACCCGUGCUCAGUGAGUCGCUCAUCGCCACCCUCCAGCGCUCGCUAGAGGUCAACCUCAAGGGCCAGGAUGGCCCUCCGGCCUCCCCCAGCGAGGGUCGUGACCCCUGGACCAUGCGCCCCCGCAGCCAGAGCAGUGCGAGUGCCGGGGGAGGCAGCAGCAACAGCAGCGGGCGUUCCACUGCUGCCAGCAAUGCCUACUCCACCAGUGCAGCCACGCCGUCCCAGAGUGAGACCAGCAGCCUGCGCUCAGAGUACAGCGACCCCUGGGCCUAUUACACUGAGGGGGGAGGCGGAAGAGCCCAGGAGGAGGGUCUGCAGGCCAGCGCCUGGGACUACGUGCAGGAUGAGCUGCCGCGAGCCUGCCCGCCGCUCGUGGCCGGCACCUCGGCCAAACCAAAGAGCCCGUCCCCAGACAAGUCCCAUGGCGUCACCUCGCCCUCGAGUGGUUACUCCAGCCAGUGCAACACGCCCACCAUGCUGAACCCAGCCCCCGUCUUCUCCCGCCAGACAUCGCCAGGGCUUGCCAAACCAAAGCCAAAGCCAAAGCCAAAAGUCCCCGAGCGGAAAUCUUCGCUGCUGUCCUCUGUAUCAGCCUCAUCGUCGUCUGCAUCCCUAUCCUCAAAUGCCUCCGAUUCCCGGCAUCAAAUGGCAGACGCCGGAGCCGCUCCCUCAGAUACACCGGCUUCAUCCCUGGGUCCUGACCUGAACCCUCCUCUUCCUCCUCCACCACCCCCGGUGUCCACCUUACCCCCUCCUGCUGUCCCUCUGCCCCUGCUGACCCCUCCUGCUGCCCCUCUGGCCCUGCUGCCCCCUCCUGUUGCCCCUCUGCCCCCUCCUUUCCUUCCUGUACCCACUGUCCCCCCUCCUGCACCCCCACUACCCCCUCCUGCCCCCCCCCUGCUCCCCUCUGCCCCACUUCUGGACCUGAAGAUGAUGAACUGUUCAAAGCCCCCGCUCUCGUCCACCCGCCCCUGCAGGAAAGAACCUAAGGCCCCAGCCGAGCAGGCUGAGGCCUAUAAGCCAGCCCUGGGCCUGCCCCUCAUUACACCCAGUGCUCUGCGGAUGGUCCAGCUGAGGUCGGUGAAGAGAAGUGACCGGGCUGACCCCCCGAGGCAGGCGGAGGAGCAGUGUCCCUGGUUGAAGCCGCGGCUGGAGCAGCCGGUGUCUCCACCGCCCAGGAAACCGGCUGUGCUGCAACGGCCUUCGUCCCUCUGCAGAUUCGCCAAACAUCACCACGAGGCCAGCAACGUUCCUGGCAGCGGCCUAGCCCUCAGCUCUGAAAACAGGACCUCUGGCACGGAUGGGCCUGAAUCAUUUGCCCCCUGGAACAGGCCUGAGGUAGGGGCUGGAAAUGAGCUAGAGCCCACGAUGGAGCCACCCAGCCCUGCUCCCACAGCUCAGAGCAAAGGCAUCGAAGCCAGGAUCGAUACAGGGCAAGAUCAAGAGAGGGUGUCACCGCCUGAAAACCCCAAUGCCAAAUUGGCCAGCAAAAUGCCACCUCCCAUUGCCAGGAAACCCAAAUUGAGUCUACUUGUCCCACCAUCUGCCUGGAACCUCCCCCUUCAAGAGAAACAGGUGUCGAUCCCCUCGGGAUCUGUAGCAGAAGACACCACCACCACCACCACUACCACCACAGCAUCUACUGAGACCAACAGAGACCAGCCCUUAGCUCAAAGUGUGGAAGUGACAGAAUCUGACAGCUCCCAUACUGCCAAGGGACCUGAGGACACGGUGCAGCACAAGGCCUGGGAAGCCCGUGUGGAGAUCCUGUUCGACGAAAGCCGGGAAAAUCCAAGUGUGCAGGAAGAACUGGCAACAGAUACGUCAAACACUUGGGAUGCCAUGGAAGAGAGCAGUGCAAUAACCUGCCAAGAUGAUGAAAUGGGCGAUGUGUUUGAACCCAGUUCCCCCACCUUUGCUAGCAGUAACGGUUGGAGUAUUGAAGACCCUAGCACUCCCAGCAGGCCCAGGACAACUGAGGACUUAUUUGCAGUGAUUCACAGGUCCAAAAGGAGAGUCCUGGGCCGGAAAGAUUCUGAGGACGAGCUGUGUAAGACUGUGUCCCCUUCUCCUCCCGUCACCCCCACGGGGAACAUCUCCAGCCCGGGCAGUUUCAAGCAAGUUGGCUCCAUCCAGAGGAACCUGCGGAAAUCCAGCACAAGUAGCGACAGCUUCAAGGCCCUGCUUUUGAAGAAGGGCAGCAGGGGAGAGGCAGGCUGUCGCAUGUCGGCAGCUGAGAUGCUCAGGAGCACUGACCCCAGGCACCGGCAGUCCGAGCCGUCGCCGCCGGCCGAGGCGGCCCGGACCAACGGCUGGAGUCCGGCCGAGAGCCGCUCGCCAGGGCACCGGGGGCGGAACCCCCGCGAGGAGUGGGCCUCGCAGGAGGGGCCCGUGCCCCGGGGGGCCGGGCCGGCGGGCAUCCGGCACGGGCGCUCACGGACCCCGCCCUCGGCCGCCAGCAGCCGGUAUGGGGCGCGGCACCUUCACCUCCACCGGCUCCACAGCAGCCCCAUGACCGUCAUCUGCGAAGGGGAGGCCGAGAACUCGGAGGUCGGCGAGGGUCCGUGCCCAGGCGACGAGGGGCGGCGGUACAGCGAGGGUGACAUCGUCAGCAGCAGCGGCCUGGGCGAAAUUCAGGGCAAGCAGGAGUCCAGAGGCAACAGCGUCUCCAGCCACGCAGACUCGGCCCCUACCCCACGGGACCCUCCAGACUCAACGUGCGGGGCAACAGACAUUCGCCCAACCCAGAACGGCUCCGCUGCUUUAACAGAAGAAGGUGUGAACCAGGACUGGGACUCGUGAAAGAAGAAGAAGAACAGCAGAGAGAGAGAGAGACUGAUUUUAUUACCCCACGUUUUCAUUUUCGUUUAAAAGUCAAUUGCAGUGCAAAGGGCAAAAAAAAAAACCCACCGAGGAAAAGCCCAAAAGGUGAAGGCCUCGGCCUUUGCCCACCCCCUACCUAUCCUGUCGGCUGUGCUGAGCUGUGCAAACGUGGGAGGUGUCAGCCGUGCACUGAAAAGAGAGACUUGCAUUUAAAUAGCGCCUUUCACAACCUCAGGAAUUCCCAAAGCGCUUUACGGCCAAUGAAAUACUUCUCCAAAGUGUUGGAAAGUAGGGGAUAAGAGCUCCUUUGCGUUCAGUGGGAAAGAGUCGCGGAGAGCUUGAGAGAAAGAGGUUGUUACAUAUUGACUGUAGCGAGCGCCACUGUUGUGUCUUUGAGAUUAAGGCAGGCUUCAGGCCGCUGGAUGGAAUAGAGACUGUCGGGAGAAGCUAAGAGAUGGCAGGAAGAAGGUGACUUUGGAAUCUGGAGUUGGUGGAAGAGGAAGAGAGCAAGAGCACAAAAGAAGGACAAGGGGGAGAGGACAAGGAGGAUGAGAGGUUUUUUGAAAGUUCUUUUUGUGGCAAAAGUUUAUUUCCCUCGAGUUGAAUUUCUCAGUGGAACUGAGGUAGAGAGACUUGCACUGUUGGUGCCUGGGCAGGUUCUGGGAGAAAGGAGCAAUUCAUGGGGAUUGAGGUCUAAGCUCUGACGUCGGACAAUGUAAUGGAGGGUUGGGGUCUUUAGCUGGUUGAUACCUCCAUCCCUUGGUGCAAGAAGGAAAUAGUAAGUACUGUAAAUGGAAGAGUCGGCAUUGGAUAAUCCGUGUUGUCUUUACCUUGGAGAAUUAUCAAUUUCAAAUAUGUUGUAGCAGUAGAAUGCAAGCAAAGAUCCAGUCUUUGUGCCGUUAAUGGUUAAGUGUGUCACCCGGCAUGACACCGAGCUGUUCAGACCAGGAGGGUUCCAGUUCCAGACCCAGUCUGUGUUUAGCUAACCUAGUCAGAAUGGGUAUAGUUGGCUUGUUUUCCCAAGAGGGGUCAGGUGCUGAGUGGGUGAAGGUCGGUGAGAAAACACUCAAGCUGCAGUUGCCGCUCCCCAUUGGGACCCUUGCUGGAAAGCACAGCAGGGUCAGAGGCCAGUCCACUGGACUUCCUACCUGCCAGAGAGCCUCACCUUGUAUGGCAAGGCUGCAUAAACCCAACGAGGGGGUGAGCUGCCCACCGUCUGUGAGACUGUAUCUACAGACUGAGUCCCUCACUACCUUCAGGAGAGGAGAGGAACUCAUGGGGGGGGAGAAAAUGAAGGGUGCACAAAAGUGCUCUCUUGGGAUUCAGAUGUUCCUGAAUCCAUUCAGUUUAAUACAAAUAAUUUUUGAUGUUUUUUUUCUUCUCAUUUGUCUCUUUUUCCCAGUUGUCACUGAGUUAGUAGAAUUAACCAACUAAAUUAGCAAUGAACUGAAGAAAGCCAUUUGACUCUGCUAAUCCAAUCAUAACACUCUCCUGGCUUCAGCUGAGUAGUCAGAGUCCCAUGUGAUGCCAUCCUGAUUUAGUGGCACAAGGUGUCACUAGUAUAGGUGUGUCACUAACACCAUCCCUAAUCCUCAACCUGAGCCACAGAACCCAGUCUGACCGCCCCCCCCCCCCCCCACCCCAAGUUGAUGCCUUUACCUGUGCCGGGUGAUAUCAACAGAGUUUUACAGCAUGGAAAGAGGCUGUUUGGCCCAUCAUGUCUGCGCUGGUCUUCAAGCCCCUAUCUACUCUAAUUCCAUAUU
Molecule: messenger RNA, 7098 nt
Organism: Carcharodon carcharias (great white shark)
Lineage: Eukaryota; Metazoa; Chordata; Chondrichthyes; Lamniformes; Lamnidae
Gene: nhsl1b
Product: NHS-like 1b
Exons: 9
Coding region: 209-5314 (1701 amino acids)
Biological process (GO): cell differentiation
Source: RefSeq, a predicted model, not a curated record